GAUUUAGAUGACCAAACACUUAUCAAAGUGGGUUUUUGGGUCGCGGAGAGUAGUCAUCGCCUGGAGCUAAUAUCAAGACACAUAGUACCAUUAAACAAAUAUCGAAAAAGUGAUACGCAAAAGAAUACAUAG
Molecule: messenger RNA, 132 nt
Organism: Diversispora eburnea
Lineage: Eukaryota; Fungi; Glomeromycota; Glomeromycetes; Diversisporales; Diversisporaceae
Source: the annotation of a GenBank genome assembly